Cherax quadricarinatus is the source of this 4012-nucleotide messenger RNA. The record is from RefSeq and is a predicted model, not a curated record. Lineage: Eukaryota; Metazoa; Arthropoda; Malacostraca; Decapoda; Parastacidae.
UGAGUGGUCCUUAACACCCCCAGCAACAACACCAUCAAGAAGUAUCACGUGUCUAGAAGAAUUCCAGUGUAAUUUACAAUACCAUUUAAUACCAUAAACCUUUGAACAAACUACGCAUAUAGGGAAGAAAGAGGGAAGUCUUCAGAAACAUGGGUAAAAAAGGCAAACUCGGGAAGAAGCGGCAGGAUAAAUUCUACCACAGAGCUAAAAUAGCAGGUUUCCGAGCGCGAUCUGCCUACAAGUUAAUGCAACUAAAUACGAAAUAUGAAUUCCUUCAAAGGUCUCAGGUCUGCAUUGAUUUAUGCGCUGCUCCAGGAUCAUGGAUGCAGGUUGCCAAGAAGUACAUGCCUGUAUCCUCCAUCAUUGUUGGUGUUGACUUGUAUCCUAUCAAGCCCAUUCCAGGGACACUCUCUAUUGUAGGAGACAUUACCACAGAAAAAGUGAGGCAGGAACUGAAAACAACCUUGAAAACAUGGAAGGCAGAUUUAGUUCUUCAUGAUGGUUCCCCAAAUGUUGGUCAGAACUGGUUGCAUGAUGCCUAUCAGCAGAACCUACUGGUUCUUCACUCCUUUAAGUUGGCUUGCGAGUUUCUGCAGAAAGGUGGUUGUUUUCUUACAAAGGUGUUCCGCUCCAAGGACUACUUCAACCUUGAAUAUAUCUUUAAAAAACUCUUCAAAAAGGUGGAAGCUACGAAGCCACAAGCCUCACGUUAUGAGUCGUCAGAAAUCUUUUUGUUAUGCCAGGGAUAUCGGGAUCCAGCAAAGAUUGACCCUCAGUUUUUCUCACCAAAUCAUGUGUUCCAAGAAUUAAAUCUAGAACCCAACACAAAGCUCAAUCUUUUAAAGCCACAUAAGACUCUCCCAAAAGCUGAGGGAUAUCCUGAAGGAGCAACCACACUCUACAAUAGAGUUCGUGUGUCGCAGUUUAUCCAUUCUUCAAACUUUGCUGAGGUUCUACAAGAGGCAUCAGAGCUUUACUUUGAUGAUGAAGCAAUAAAAAAUCACAAAUUAACCACAGAUGCCAUAGUGGAGAACUGCAAGGACAUUAAGGUAUUAGGCAGAAAGGAUUUACGACAACUUUUGACCUGGAGAAAAAGUAUCAAGGCUGAUCUACAAAAAGCAGCAGAAGAAAAAGAAAAGGAACUGGCUGCUGAUGAACAACAAACCAAAGUUCAAGAUCAAGAACAGCACAAAGAAGACAAGGAGAUGGACAAACUGGACCAAGAGAUUCUGGACCUGAAGACAGAACAAGCCCGAGAGGAGAAACGUACAAGAAAGCGGAAGUUGAAGGAGAGAAAGAAGCUCGAAGAGAAAAUGCGUUUGAAUGCUCUUAUUCCUGGAGACGUUGGACCAACAGUGAAUACUGAAGCUGGACUGUUUAAUCUUGAAAAGCUAUCUCAGAUAAGAGGUAGAAAGGGAAAAAAUUGGUUUAGUCAGGAUAUCUUCAAGGACCUUGAGACAGAAGCUGAUGAGGACUAUGAGCUCGACACUGCCAUACAGAAGUACAAAGAAAGCAGCAGGAUUCUGGAAAAGAAGUCAAAAAAAAUCCCAGGGGAAGAACUAGAGGGCAAUGAAUCAGGAUACACCAGUGAUACAGAAGUAGCACUAGAUGCUCCAGACUCUGAUACAGACUCAAACUCUGACUCAGACACUGAUGAUGAACCUGUAAAAGCUGGUCCACAAAUGAUAGGAGGGGCUGUUGGUAAUGGUAUUACAAAGGGUAAUAAGAAGAGGACAAAAGACCAGGCUAGACUAGACCCUGUUGGUCUUGCACUUGCUACUAAAAUGAUUUACUCCAAAAAAGCCAAGAGAGACAUCAUGGAUGCUGGCUGGAAUAGGUAUAUGUUUGGAGAUGAUGAUGACCUCCCUAACUGGUUUGUUAGGGACGAGAAGAAAUAUAACACAACGAGAGUGGAAGUAGACCCAGAGGAUUUGAGAAUGUACCGUGAUCGUUCAAAGGAUGUCAAUGCUCGAACAAUAAAGAAGGUAGUUGAAGCAAAGGCUCGCAAGCAGAGGCGGUUGAAGAAGCGAUUAGAAAAGGCACGGAAAAAGGCUGAGGUUGUGACAAAUAAUGCUGAUAUGACAGAAAGAGAAAAGGCACAGGAAGUUAAGACUUUGUAUAAAAAGGCACUGACACCCUUGAAGAAGAAAGAAGCUACUUAUGUUGUGAUGAAGAAGAGGCAUGCAGGGAAGAAGCCUAAAGGCAUUAAAGGUCCCUACAAACUGGUAGACAAGAGAAUGAAAAAAGAUAAAAGGGCUAUUAAAAUAUUUGAUUCCAAGAAAAGAAAAGCUGGUAAGGGAAUCUCCAAACCCAAAAACAAGGCAAGAGGCAGGAAGUAAUUAGUGGUGCAGCAAAUGUUUAAAUUGGAUAUAAUUUUACCAUUACAUGCUCCAUAUUUAAUUUUGUUUUAAAACUAAAGAAAGGGAGUGUUAAGUAUAUUGUGGUUGUAAAAAAUGAUCAAAACCAUACUUAAAAUACAAAAAAUUAAUGUACUAUUGAUGAUAAGUACAGGUGGACAUGUUAUAAGUGAAAAUAUUUUGAGGAAUUGUCAAACUUAGUGUGGUUUGUGUUAGAAGUACUAAGAGUAUAAAAUCUUAAUACUCAGAUACAUCAUAUUUUCCGGGAAGUAUACCUUUCCAGAGGGAGAUUUUGAGGAUUGUGAAUAGCUUUUGAUCCAAGGAAUUAAGACUACCCUUCCCUUCCUGACAUCUUUAUUGUCUUCCAAGUGCUAUUUUAGCACUAUUAUAAUACAGUAAAAAUAAAGUAACUGUGUCACUUCCCAUUUUGUAUUUAAUUCCCCAUAAUUUAAUCCCACCCUUCUCCCAAACACCCUAGCAUUUACUUCUUUUACAACCUCAUCUAUAAAUACAUUAAACAACCAUGGUGACAUUACACAUCCCUGUCUAAGACCUACUUUUACCGGGAAAUAGUCUCCCUCUCUUCUACACACCCUAACCUGAGCCUCACUAUCCUCAUAAAAACUCUACAGCAUUUAGUAACUUACCACCUAUUCCAUAUAUUUGCAACAUCUGCCACAUUGCUUCCCUAUCCACUCUAUCAUAUGCCUUUUCUAAAUCCAUAAAUGCAAUAAAAACUUCCCUACCUUUAUCUAAAUACUGCUCACACAUAUGCGUCAAUGUAAACACUUGAUCUACACAUCCCCUAGCUGUAUAGCCCUUGUGGCUUAGCGCUUCUUUUUGAUUAUAAUAAUAAUACACAUCCCCUAAAACCUCCUUGCUCAUCCGCAAUUCUACAUUCUGUCUUACCUCUAAUUCUUUCAAUAAUAACCCUACCGUACACUUUUCCUGGUAUACUCGGUAAACUUAUAGAGGAAUAAUUUUUACAAUCUCUUUUGUCUCCCUUCCCUUUAUAUAAAGGGACUAUACACACUCUCCGCCAAUCCCUAGGUACCUUCCCCUCUUUCCUACAUUUAUUAAACAAAAAUACCAACCAUCCAACACUAUGUCCCCCCCUACUUUUAACAUUUCUGUCAUGAUCCCGUCAGUUCCAGCUGCUUUAACCCCUUUCAUUCUACAUAAUGCCUCAUGCACCUCCCCCACACUCACAUCCUGAUCUUCUUCACUCCUAAAAGAUGGUAUACCUCCCUGGCCAGUGCGUGAAAUUACCGCCUCCCUUUGUUCAUCGACAUUUAAAAGUUCCUCAAAAUAUUCUCGCUAUCUACCCAAAACCUCCAUCUUCCCAUCUACUAACUCCCCUACUCUGUUUUUAACUGACAAAUCCAUUUGUUCCCUACACUUUCUUGUUUAACUCACUCCAAAAUUUUUUCUUAUUUUCACUAAAAUUUCUUGACAGUACCUCACCCACUCUGCUCUCCUUUUGUUUUUUAAUCACCCCAUCUUGGAGAUGGUGUGGAGUAAAAAUAAAUUUAGCCAAAGUUUAAUGAUAUUCAUUUGGAUUUUUCUCAGUCUUAAUUUUGUGUGAGGAGCCUCCCUGAGCAGUAUUUAAGUGGAGUCAUUAAUUAUUGUAAUAAAAUAAAGCGCUAAACCGACAA